AUGUUCAUUCGCACCUAUUUCCUGUUUCUUUCUGUCCUGAAUAUUGUAAGAUCAGGUCCAGUUGAGAAGAAGUUCAGUCUUAACAGGAGGUCCGAUGGCCCGUAUCCCCUGGAUGAGGUAGACAAACUCCAGGAUGCCAGCUUGGCCAAAUUUGAAGCCUAUCUUGCGAAACAUCCUUCAAAGUCGGGGUGCACUCUCGAGACCGCUAUCAAAAGACUGGAAUGGAGUGAUAUGCCUGAAGCACAGAGAAAGGAAUACACCAAAGCGGUACUCUGUCUCCAGUCCAAGCCCCCAAAGUCUCCCAGAGAUAAAUACCCAGGUGCUCUGAACCGCUACGAUGAUUUCGUUGCAACACACGAGACCUUGGCUUUUGAGCUUCAUUCAACGGAACAUCUAUUCCCGGCGCAUCGAUUAUUCAUCUGGGCAUAUGAGAAAGCUCUUCGUGAGGAGUGCGGAUAUACUGGCUACCAGCCUUACUGGAACUGGGCUCGGACUGCAGAUGACCCAAUCAACUCACCGCUCUUCAACGGCAACGAUUCUAGCAUGGGUGGCAACGGUGCUCCGAGUGUCUAUCCUGGCAUACCCGCAAUGGGCUUCUCAAAGCCCUACGACAUGAUUCCAUCAGCUGGAGGCGGUGGUUGCGUGACGACGGGCCCAUUCAAGAACAUGACUGUAAGCCUCGGCCCUCUCGGAAAGAUCGUUUCGAAUAUCCCGGAUAAUCCUCAAGCCGAUGGAUUCGGCUCCAACCCUCGAUGUCUGAGACGCGAUGUGAAUAAGUAUGCUGCCGCUGUCACAACUGCCAACUAUACCUAUGCUCUUAUCACGCAAGCCAAGACAGCAGAUGACCUCGAGAACGUCAUGUUGGGGACGCCUGCCAAGAAUGAUUGGGGUGUGCAUAUGGGAGGUCAUUACACAAUUGGUGGCGAUCCAGGAGGGGACUUCUUUUCGUCUCCAGGUGAUCCCGUCUUCUACUUGCACCAUGGAAUGAUUGACCGCAUUUGGUGGAUUUGGCAAAUGCAAGACCCUGACAAUCGUAUGAAUGUGCUUCCUGGAAAUGCUCCUCUCAACGACACUGUGGACCUUAAGUGGACAGCUAAACCAGUGAUGACAUGGGAUAUGUUGACUAACAUUGGAGGCAAUAAUGGGAGCUUUUGCUACAUCUAUGUUUGA
Messenger RNA from Mollisia scopiformis, 1170 nucleotides. Its product is annotated as Di-copper centre-containing protein. Gene Ontology annotation, molecular function: oxidoreductase activity. Lineage: Eukaryota; Fungi; Ascomycota; Leotiomycetes; Helotiales; Mollisiaceae. The transcript has 7 exons. The record is from RefSeq and is a predicted model, not a curated record. The coding region runs from base 1 to 1170 and encodes 389 amino acids.